GCCGGCUCGCUCAUCUCCGGUCGCAGCGCCGCUCAGGCUCGGUCCCUCUCCCUCAGCGCAGAUCUUCUGCUCCUUCCCCCACUCGCGCUCAGGCUCGGUCUCUUCCGCGCGUCGGCGGCUCCCCCUCGGCGGCGUCCAGCGACGGAGGGGCAGUCCCAGGCUCGGCGGCGGCGUCGGCGGCUCCCCCCCCACCUUCUCUCGCCAGUCGCCUCGCGCCCUCGCCUGCGUCCUCCGCGCACCGGCCGACGACCCUGCGUACGCACCUCCCUCUCCCCUCCCGCCGCUGCUGUUCCCGUGGGAGCCCGGCCAGCUGCCCAGGGUGGCCGGGCCUUGGCUGCGCCGGUGCUAUGGAGGGAGAAAGGACGGAAGGCGACGAGCUGAUUGCCGAUUAUGUGGAUUGCCUCAUGUCUCUGGACACCAACGCUCGGCCUGUCCACAGCGACGGUCUCAUCCUCGGUGCUGCAGUCGGGGCCGGAACAGAGGCAGAUGCCAUGAGAGAUUUCCCCUCAGCUGAGGGGGACCCCAAUGAGCCUAUGCUCGGCAUGACAUUCGAGUCCGACGAGGCUGCCAAGGCGUUCUACAACGAGUACGCCAGGCGGCUCGGCUUCCCCUUCCGCGUCGGCAGGUCUAGGCGGUCCAAGGGCACGGAGGAGGUUGUCGUCAUGAAGAGGUUCGUUUGCUCCAGGGAAGGGAUGUACAAGAAGAAACAGACCUCGCCGGAGGAUGCGACGAGGAAGCGUGAGAGGAUGUCAAUGCGGGAAGGUUGCAACGCUAUGAUGGAGGUGGUUCGGGAGGUGGACCAUUGGGUUGUCUCCAAGCUUGAGAAGGCUCACAACCAUGAUCUUGGCACUUGUAGUGCCAAGGUUGGGUACCUUCGUGCGAGAGGCUUGCUUGGUGGCGGCUCUGAUAAGGCCACGGCCACGAUAGUGGGGCCUGACGAGAUGGCGUUUCUUAGGCAGAAUGUCCUUGGGGAAGGAGGGGACGCUCAGGGCCUUCUUGAUUAUCUCAAGAAGAUGCAAGCCAAUGACCCUGCGUUCUGCCAUGCUAUACAGGUUGACAAGAAUGGCUGCGUGGUGAAUGUUUUCUGGGCUGAUGCUAGGGCCAAAGCAGCUUAUCGACAUUUUGGGGAUGCUGUAACGUUCGACACGACGUACAAGAAGAACAAGUAUAUGAUGCCCUUUGUUACUUUCUCAGGAGUCAACCAUCAUCUGCAGCCUGUUAUUUUUGGAUGUGCGUUGCUUAUGGAAGAGACUGAGUUCUCGUUUAUAUGGCUAUUUGAAACAUGGUUAGCGGCAAUGGGAGGUAAGGCGCCAUGCUCGUUGGUCACUGACCAAAACAGGGCCAUGAAGGCUGCAAUUGGGAAGGUUUUUUCAAAUUCCUGUCACCGUUUCUGUAAGUGGAAUAUUUUGAGUAGAACCAAGCAAAAACUGACCCAUCCAUACUCAGAGCAUCCAACCCUGAGAGACGAGCUUGAAAGCUGUGUUCUUGAGACUGAAACCAUCUCGACAUUCGAAACAACCUGGAUGUCAAUCAUUGAUAGAUAUGACUUGAGAAAGAAUUCAUGGCUUCAAGCAAUAUACAAUAUCCGCCAAAAGUGGGUUCCUUUGUACCUGAUGGAUACAUUCUUUGCAGAAACAUCUCCUACAUGGAAAUUGGAAACCAUGAAUGAUUUCUAUAAGAAAUAUUUCAAUACAAAAACAACGCUUGAAGUUUUUCUUAAUCAGUUUGAUUUGAGCUUGGCAAGCCGGUACGAGGAUGAAGCAAAAGCAGAUAUGGAUGCCUACUUAAAUAAGGCAACUACAAAAACUGCAUCGCUAAUAGAAAAACAGGCAGCAAGCACCUAUACCAAAGCAGUCUUCAGUAAGUUUCAAGAGGAAUUUACAGAGUCUCUAGGGUUUAUCAUUCAGAAAACCAAAGACGGCUGCAUAAGUGAAUACAGCAUCACAAAAGAUGAAGAUCCAUCAGACACAUUCUACGUGACCUACAAUGCUUCCAAUAAGAUGGCAAACUGUAGUUGCAAGCACUUUGAAUUCUCAGGUAUUUUGUGCCGUCAUAUUCUUGGAGUAUACAUAAUAGUUGAUCCACGAACACUUCCAACUCAAUAUUUUAUGAAACGUUGGACAAUGAAGGCAAGAGAUGAUGAUGCUUUGUUAGAAGAUAAUAACAACAGUACUCAUGAUGAGGAUGCGUCUCAGUCCACCACAAGCCGCUACAAUGCCCUAUGUGCUGAUGCCAUCAGAUGUGCUGAGAAAGGAGCUGGAUCGGAGGCAGUCUACAAAGCAGCAAAAGAUAUCUUACAGAAGGCAUAUGAAGAGAUUAUUGCUUAUGAAAGAAAUCCUGGCCGGGGAUCUCAAAGGGAUGCUAUAAACAUCAACGAGGUUGUCACGGUAGAUGAUGCAAUAAAUGACCAAUCUAUGCCAGAUUCUGGACGAAAGGUUACUAAUCUACUAGGCCAGUUUCUUGACUCCACUUGGUCUCCUGUCUAAUCAUGUUUUUAUCAUCUCUUUGGAGAUGGAAAUGUGAUUUAGCAGCAUUAUCAGCUGUCAUGAUCGGCAUGCAAUAUCUAUUUUGGAUCGGGUAGCAGAGAACAGCUCAACAACAUUUGGACAUUUCAACAUGAAAUGAUUUCCAUGAGAUGGAGACCAGGACAGUUUAGUUUGAAGAUGCUGGAUUAUUUCUGUGAUGAUGAAGUCAUUGUCACUUCAAUAGACGUCCUGUAUGGCGCUGCCUGUAGCCAUUUAUGGCUGAAGCUACUGAAGAACAUUGCAGGUAACUGGGGUUUGAUAA
This is a messenger RNA of Sorghum bicolor (sorghum), 2787 nucleotides long. Its product is annotated as protein FAR1-RELATED SEQUENCE 5. The record is from RefSeq and is a predicted model, not a curated record. Bases 348 to 2486 code for a protein of 712 amino acids. The transcript has 4 exons. Gene Ontology annotation, molecular function: zinc ion binding. Gene Ontology annotation, biological process: regulation of DNA-templated transcription. Lineage: Eukaryota; Viridiplantae; Streptophyta; Magnoliopsida; Poales; Poaceae.